UUAAAGCCGUAUCGAUAUGCCCUUCAUCAUCCAUCUUCAAAACAACCCCUUGAGAUUUCCGAAGAUCACAAAUAUCCAAAACCCUAGAUCAACCUAAAAACAAAAAGCAGCAGGAAGGACUUUUCAAUGGCUUCCAAAAGAAUUAACAAGGAGCUUAGGGACUUGCAAAGGGACCCUCCUGUUUCAUGCAGUGCCGGUCCUAUGGGAGAUGAUAUGUUCCACUGGCAAGCAACUAUCAUGGGUCCAACAGAUAGCCCUUUCACCGGAGGUGUUUUCCUUGUUUCCAUUCACUUCCCACCAGAUUACCCCUUCAAGCCACCAAAGGUGUCCUUCCGUACCAAGGUUUAUCACCCAAAUAUCAACAGUAAUGGAAGUAUCUGUCUUGAUAUUCUGAAAGAGCAGUGGAGCCCUGCACUUACCAUAUCCAAGGUUCUUCUGUCAAUCUGCUCACUGCUGACAGAUCCAAACCCUGAUGAUCCUCUGGUUCCGGAAAUAGCUCACAUCUAUAAGACAGACCGAGUCAAGUACGAGGCCACUGCCAGAUCCUGGACCCAGAAGUAUGCAAUGGGAUGAUAACUAGCAAUAAGACCCACACCAGUACAUUGCGCAUUAAACAGUAGAAAUAAGAGAAAAAAAACUGAGUUUGGCUUUUUUUUAUAUUAUAAUUUGGCUACUUUUUGCUUAUUGGUUUUUUUUAUCGUUAAGCCGUGUGUUUGGUGUGUACAUGAGCUUGAUUAUGCCUUAUUUGAAACAUUGAGAUCUUGCAAUGCUUUUUUAGCCAAUAAAUUGGCUAUUAUGAUUA
Camelina sativa (false flax) is the source of this 802-nucleotide messenger RNA. Its product is annotated as ubiquitin-conjugating enzyme E2 30. Lineage: Eukaryota; Viridiplantae; Streptophyta; Magnoliopsida; Brassicales; Brassicaceae. The record is from RefSeq and is a predicted model, not a curated record.